Messenger RNA from Mycosarcoma maydis (corn smut), 2412 nucleotides. RefSeq names its product SAGA histone acetyltransferase complex subunit SPT7. The coding region runs from base 1 to 2412 and encodes 803 amino acids. The transcript has a single exon. Gene Ontology annotation, cellular component: SAGA complex; SLIK (SAGA-like) complex. Gene Ontology annotation, molecular function: structural molecule activity; protein heterodimerization activity. NCBI's taxonomy places the organism in Eukaryota, Fungi, Basidiomycota, Ustilaginomycetes, Ustilaginales. Gene Ontology annotation, biological process: regulation of transcription by RNA polymerase II. The record is from RefSeq and is a predicted model, not a curated record.
AUGAAGUACCUCUUACAAGCGAUCGAAGCCAAACGCGCUUCGGUCAAACUAGGCGAUGCUGAACUUCGACAACUUCUCACCGAGGUCUGCAAGGGGCGCGAUGAACGCGAAGAAUUCCUGGAAUCCAUCGAUCGAAUCAUCACCGAACUGAAAAACUACACGGAGCACUCGACCGCUUUCCUCUCCAAAGUGAGCAAACGCGAUGCGCCCGACUACUACGAUGUCAUCAAGCACCCCAUGGAUCUCGGCACAAUGCAGAAGAAGGUCAAGUCGGGACAGUACAAGAACAAGAAACAAUUUGCCCACGAUCUCAAUCUGAUCUGGGAGAAUUGUUUGUUGUACAAUUCGGACCCAACGCAUCCGUUGAGGAGGAACGUAGCGUUUAUGCGCAAGAAGGCCGAUCACCUGCUAGAGUUCAUCAGUGAUAAAAGCGACGUCAAGGACGCGCUCGUCCAGUGGGGGAGCACCGCGCCCAUGACAGCAACGGUGAACGUGGAUGGCAAAGUGGCCAACGUUGGCACACCGCAAACAGGUGGCGCGCCGAAAAAGUCGGGAGAGGGAAAGCAACAAGCGCGCAAACGCACGAGGAAGUGGGAUGAGGUCAAGUUUGAAGAUCAAGAAGCGUUUGUGAGAACGCCGCAGAACAUGCUCGAGUUUGCGCGGAUCGAUGCGAGAUUGAACCUGGUAGAGGCCAACCGAGUAGCAGGGCCGAGUUCAAGACCGAUGCUAAUGGCGCCAGUGGAAGCAAUGGAUCGCAUCAAGAGGGACGCCGACGAGGAUCCGCUCAGUGCCGUGCUUGGAUCCAUCUUUGCCCCUCUGCUGGGAGAAAAGGGCAAAGAAAAGGCGACGCCGGAACCACAAUCUCGAACGCAGUCGCAUUCAGGAUCUACGCCUGCUCCGAUGGGUGCUGCUGUUCAGGAGAUUACGCCACUCGAUGCCUCUGCGGACUGGUUUACCGUCACUGGAUCUCAUCAGCUCAUGUCGGGCGCUCUUCCCGCUCUGCCGUCGUCAGCGCUGAUUGCGCCCACGGUCGACCAAGCGAAUACGACGAGAGGCAAAAGACGGCGGAAACCGUUUCAUCUGGUUCCCGCUACACGGCGAAAGGGUCUGCAGGGCAAAAUUGCACGCAACAUUCGGACGCUGCACAAGGUGCAAGCCACGCAUGCCAAGUUUCAGUCGCUAGCGCACUUUGUCGAGAACGAAGCGCCGAUCCCGGCUUAUUUAACAUCCAUGUCGUCCGAUGAAGAAUCCGACUAUCCUUCCGAGCCUGAAGAUUGCGCGCACCAACCGAACGGCCCAUUCUUACGCUUACGCAACCCGUUCUCGCGCAUGUCGGCCGAAUCAGCGCGCGACCAUGCCAGCUACAAUGUGCGCUUGAUGCUCUCACACGCCGGCUUUGAAGGCGGUCAUCGCUCGGCCGUCGAUACACUCACCGACACGCUGGGAGAGUUUUUGGGCAACAUGGGACGCAUGCUUCGCAUCUACUCGGAUCGGUAUGCCUCGACGCUCUCGGCAGAAGAGAUGGUGCUACAUACGUUACAGGAAUGUGGCAACGCAUCGGUGGCUUCGCUGGAGAACUACAUUCGAAACGACGUGGAACGGUACGGCUCCAAGAUGUCGGAUCUGCUGCGCAAGUUGAGAAGCAGCUAUCGGGAGCAGUUUAAUCUGUCGACGGAGCGCGGGGUGGUAGAAGAUGAGAUGUUGUUCGCCGACAAUGGCGAGGCAUUGAUUGCGGGUGGAUUUGCCGAGGAUUUGGGCGACGACUACUUUGGAUUCAGGGAACUGGGGUUGGAUCAAGAGUUGGGCAUGAGUGGGUUGACGGUGCCGACGAGGUUGUUUUACGGGAGAGGCAAAGCGGGUGCUGGAGGCGGAGGGGCGACGGGAGCCAGAGUGUCGGGGACCAAGGAGAACGUGUUACCGUAUCCGCCGCCGCCCGAACCGAUCGCGCUGGUCUCGGCGGCCAUCAGCGAUCAGAUUGGGCUGCUGCAGUCGUUCUACCAGGACAAACUGCGCGAGCAUCGACAAGGCUGCAAAAACGCGCAGGACCAAGCUGCGAAACCCAACAACGACGACGCCAAGCAGCUGGAACAAGACGAAGCGCGCUCGGAUCGAACAGAGACGAAAGCGGACGCCGUCGUACUCGCCAACACGCUCGCGGACCAAGAACAGGAAAAGCAACGGUACAAAGUGCCGCCUACAGGCAAGAUGCCGCGUCGGCUGAUAUGGAGCGCGUCACUAGAGCGAAAACAGCUGGCGGAUCGCAAGGCGGCCGACGAAAGGUUGGGCUCCACCAACGCUCUCACUCUCGGUAUUGGCAUGUCGAGCGGCGGCGCUGCGCGAACGGCUGGUGUGCCAGCUUCGACCACCAAGAAAGACUCAAAGUUGACCAAAAAGAACGCCAUCACUGCUUGA